Acanthoscelides obtectus is the source of this 2138-nucleotide messenger RNA. The record is from the annotation of a GenBank genome assembly. Lineage: Eukaryota; Metazoa; Arthropoda; Insecta; Coleoptera; Chrysomelidae.
AAUAACUUGCGGCUGCAGGCAUUAAUGCAUAUUAUCGUUCAGGCUGCAAAUAUGAAGUCCUUGGAGCUUUGUUGUUUGGCUGGCGGGGCGGGAGUCGAAAAAGUUUUGGGAAAUGGCGUUAGAUCGGGGCGCGCGAAGGCCGUACUCCACAGCUUGUUACCUAUAUAUACAGAAGUUGACAUGAAUACGGUAUCAGUUUAGUCCUGCAGUAGAUUGAACCAAUCACACCAUCAUGAACUUCCUGGUAAGAUAUCUGAUUGAUAUUUGUAUAUAGCACAUACAACCCUUACUAGUAUAUCCUACGAACAAUUUCAUACCCUUUCAACACACUUUCAUGCAUUUUAAAAGAGAUCUAUAAAUAAAGUAAGUUGUAAGACAUAGUAAUUUGUUGAUGAGUCAUUUUGUUCCUCAAUCAUGGUGUCAGGGCAACGGAACCGAUAAAACAGUUUCUUUAUUUGUUUUAACCUUGUUUAAAAAGUUUUGCCUAUACGAGUAGAUGAACCACAAUUUAUGACAACUAACAAACGGUACUAUAGUUUUGAUAUAUUUAAUUGUGAAUGGUUUAAAUAUAAUUGUUUUUUUUUAUGGAAAAGAUGCACCUCAUGUUAAACUUAUUUGUUGCUAUAUGACGACACCGGUAGCGCGCAGCUAGUGCAUUUGAAGUAUGUGGGAGUAUGGAGUUGUAACUUUUAUCUGAUUUUGAGUAAUUAUAUCAAAUAUAGGAGCCAUUAUAGUGUUUAUUAUUUUACAUUUUACGUUAAAAAAUAUGUAUACUGGGAGUUAGAAACGCUGUCUGCUUUAAAAAAUCAAAAUCUUCGGAUUUAGUAGUCAUUCGUACAUCAAUAACUUUUUCAUAUACCACAAAGUAUGCUUCAACAAUUUUUUUAUUAUUUCUCGCAGUAUACUAACACAUUUAAUCAAACACGGACCUUCCCGAAACUAAUUCAAAUGUCAACGCACUGGCAUAAUAAAAUUAACCAUAUCUAUACAGCAUAUGGUCCUGGCCUGUACUCCAUACCCAAUCACUCACCCGUCCUUAAUUCAUAUACAACGUAAAAAUAUUCUGUCUUAAGUAAACCUGAGUUCCAAUUCACCUUAGAAGCUCAUUAUAUGUUUCAAACCAGAUUUAAAACAUAUGUCAAUACAUAAAAAUACUUCACAGGUGUCAUAAAUUCAGAUACGCGAGAUGCGUGUUUCAAAACACAUAAUCCUUUUCGCCGUAUUGGCAACUGUCGCCUGCGCAUCUGCCUCCCACUUGGGUCUUGGCCUUGGCUGGGGAGCAGGUAUUGGACACGGAGGCUGGGGAGCAGGUAUUGGACACGGAGGUUGGGGAGCAGGUAUUGGAGCUGGAGGAUGGGGUGGUCACGGAGGAUAUGGCGGUCACAACGCUCACUGGUUCCAUGGUGACCACGGACCAUCUGGAGUGACCAACGGACAUGGUGCUGCUGGACCCUCAGGAGUAGUCACUGGUGCCGGUGCUGCUGGACCUGCUGGUGUUGUCAACGGACACGGUGCCGUAGGUCCAACUGGACCCAACCACGGUGAUGAACACGGAGACCAGUCACAUCAUGAACUCCCUGAUUCUCUUCGCCGUUUUGGCAUCUGUUGCCUGCGCAUCUGCCUCCCACUUGGGUCUUGGCCUUGGCUGGGGAGCAGGUAUUGGACACGGAGGCUGGGGAGCAGGUAUUGGAGCUGGAGGAUGGGGUGGUCACGGAGGAUAUGGCGGUCACAACGCUCACUGGUUCCAUGGUGACCACGGACCAUCUGGAGUGACCAACGGACACGGUGCUGCUGGACCCUCUGGAGUAGUCACCGGACACGGAGCUGCUGGACCCUCUGGUGUUGUCAACGGACAUGGUGCCGUAGGACCAACUGGACCCAACCACGGUGAUGAACACGGAGACUGGGGUCACGGUUGGGGACAUGGCGGAUAUGGUCAUCAUGGCUGGUGAAACUGCAGAAUCUAUUUAUUACCGUUUUUGUAUAAAAAUUUGUAAAUAAUGUGCGUGUUAAAUAAAGGCGAAUGAGUAUUACGAAAUUUGUGUUUCAAUUAAUUAUGGUUUUCUAUGGAUUCAUAUAUAUCCAUAUGUUGACGGAUGCAAAAUCGGCAAACUUAGGCAUGUUAUAAGACCUUUCAG